AUGAGUCCUCACAAGAUGCUCUAUGACCGUUGGUUCCAUCAGCAGACAUGUCCACCGCCAGUUCAGUGGAGCGGAAAGGCUAUUAAUCAGCGUGGACAGAACGCUUGGAUUAUUGAGGCCAGCGUAAAUGGACGUACAGUUGCCCAAUCGCAACACUCGCAAAAAGAAAUGGCAGAAAACGACUCAAAAGAGUUCCCUUUAGUCGAGUGCUUGAGUGACCAAGACUAUCAGGCAUCUUGA
Molecule: messenger RNA, 240 nt
Organism: Rhizoctonia solani
Lineage: Eukaryota; Fungi; Basidiomycota; Agaricomycetes; Cantharellales; Ceratobasidiaceae
Exons: 4
Coding region: 1-240 (79 amino acids)
Source: RefSeq, a predicted model, not a curated record